UUGUCGUUCAACGUUCAAUCGCUGUGUUUCGUGCGAACACGAUUCAUUAACUGUUCUUUGAUUCUAUCCGUACGUACAUUGCUCGAUCGCGGUUUUCGCGCAGUCUCCAAUACACCCGAUUGAAAAAGAUACGCGUACAAUUUUUAGUUAUAAAUAAAUACAAUUAUGAUAACGUACGCGUAAUAAGCACACUGGUACAGCAUUAGGCGACGGCGGUUGAAGUCGAUAAUAUUUUCGAGCCAUAGCGUACACGCCGGGGGUCAUCGCAGAUAUUACGCGACGUCUGCACCACGAUUAUUCCGAGUGCGGUGCGUGUUCACAUCGCAGCAAUACUGGCCGCCGACGACACAAGGGACCGUGCCCAUACGUCGACGAUGCCGAAGAUCGCGCGCGACAACCGUCUGCCGAUAAUGUUGAUCGCGUUCCUCGUGGUCGGCUCUGCGGCGGUCACCACUUGCGACCGUGCCCGUUGCAGUCCGAUCCCUUCGCCGGGGUCGGAUACGACCCUGCGGUCGCCGACGCCGACUGUUCAACACAGCAUUGAUAAGCGGGACGAUGGUGGACGCGUGUCGGUAACCAACAACCGGUCCAGACCCUUUGACCACGGCCGGGAGGUCGCCGCGAUGCAGAAGCUGCUGCUCCGCACUUCGAGCGCCGUUUCCGAGUUUCUGCCGUUCAUCACGUCGGCCCACCCGGGUUCGCGGUGCUUCAAGCACACCGUCAUGUACCUGACGCAGCUGGAUGACUUCAAGCUCUGGGCUACCAAAAUGUUUGACGCAUCGGCCAAAUUUAUAUCUGCGGGUUGGUUUGAUGGAUCCACAUACAAUCUGGGAAACUUUGAUGAGUGUGUUGACGUCGAAGUAUUUUUGGGCGAUGAUUAUAUUCAAGGGCAGUACUGUUUGGUGGAAAUCGAGAUAAACCCCAUAGCCAGUUCCAAAUUUAGAUCACGUAAACACGUUUAUAACGAAUCCUCGUGGGACACACUUCAGGAACUAUCGUUCGACCCAAACAAAAGUAUGCGGAACAAAAUGUAUAUAGCGCACUGUGUACCGCAUACGUGCGACACCGGAGACGUGUCAAAACACAUAGCGGCUAUCAUCGGAAGAAUCUCUCAGAAAAAAAUAACCACCAACGUCGGGGCAGUCAAGUGUCAAACGAAAACAGAACUAACGUGGACAUGGGGCGAUUAUUCAUUUUUGCUGAUAAUUGGAUUUACCUUGGUUUUCAUCAGCAUAAGUACCUACUAUGACUUGUUCACGUCAAUGUCUUCCUUUGAACAUUUUCGGUUUUCGGAAAAGUCAAAAAAACAUUUAAUCCUCCAAUCAUUCUCGCUGUCGAAAAACAUACGUAAACUACUUACCUUUCCGAAGACCUCUGACAACCUCGAGUGCAUUCACGGACUGAAAUUCAUAGCGAUGUGUUUCAUUAUUACAGGCCAUCGUUUCAUGUUUUCUUUAGGAGCACCUUUGAUGAACACCAACUUUAUUGAAUACUUUUAUAGCAAACUCGAGGCGAUGAUCAUACUUAACGGACCCAUACUAGUGGACACAUUUUUCAUUAUAAGUGGCUUCCUCGCGUGUUACUUGCUACUGGAACACAUCCAAAAAAACCCAAAGGCUUUCAAAAUACCGCUGUUCUACAUACACCGUUACGUGAGAUUGACGCCCGUCUACGCGAUGGUGAUCGCAUUCUACUGCACGAUGUUUAUAAAGAUCGGAACGGGACCGUUGUGGAACGAGAAAGUGGGCGAGGAAGUGGAAAGGUGUCGUGAGAGCUGGUGGGCCAACCUGCUUUACGUGAACAAUUACGUCAAACCGCAAAAAUUGUGCAUGAUCCAGUCGUGGUACAUCGCGUGCGACACGCACCUGUUCCUGACGGCCCCGGUCAUCGUCAGCCUGCUGUACCACCGACCAAAAGUCGGGCACACGGUGUUGGCACUCGCACUGGCCGCGUCCAUCAUCACGACUUUCGUCGUCACGUACUCCGGCAAACUGGACGCGUUCCUGCUGGUGCACAUAAAAAUCCUGCGCAACCCGAUCGCCAACAAGACGUUCCGCAACCUGUACAUACCGACGCACACCCGCGCCACGCCGUACUACAUCGGCAUGAUCACGGGCCUGGUACGGUACAAGAUGAAAAACUCGUCUUAUAAAAUCAACAAGCACGCGGUGUGGAUGGGUUGGAUAGUAUCGACCGUGCUCAUGCCGGGCACGAUGUUCUCGGCCUGGUGGUUCUACAAGCCCAACUACGAGUACGAUGCCAUAGUUGCCGCGCUGUACGGCGCUCUGUACCGAACCACGUGGGCGGCAGGAGUGAGUUGGACCAUCAUCGCCGUGUCCACGGGCAACGGAGGUUUCAUCGAACCGAUCUUGUGCUGGAAACCGGUGAUCACGUUGAGUCGGCUGACGUACUGCGCGUUCCUGUGUCACGGCGGGCUGCAGCUGUACACGGCUGGUUCCAUCCGGACGCCAUUCCACGCUUCUUACUACAACCUGGUUUGGCUAUCGCUCGGAGACAUCACCCUCUCGUUCCUGGCGGCGUUCUGUUUGACAUUACUCUAUGAAUCGCCCAUAAUCGGAUUGGAAAAAAUUUUUUUCAACAGAGGGAACAAAUCAUGUUACGAGAAAAACGUUACGACGACCAAAGCGAGCGACUUGAAUCCAAAGCCGGACAAAUUUCGACAGAUAAAUAAUAACGGUUUUCUAUGACAGCUCACCGUAAACGUCUUCUUCAUUCGAGAUGUAAUUUUGUAUUUAUUUUCAACGAGUUUUUAUACAAUUUGAGUUUGUAAACUAUGUACCGUUACCUGCUCAAUGUAUCAACCACUGUAAAUGUUAUAUUUUUACAAUCAA
Sipha flava (yellow sugarcane aphid) is the source of this 2852-nucleotide messenger RNA. Its product is annotated as nose resistant to fluoxetine protein 6-like. The record is from RefSeq and is a predicted model, not a curated record. The coding region runs from base 375 to 2708 and encodes 777 amino acids. Gene Ontology annotation, molecular function: acyltransferase activity, transferring groups other than amino-acyl groups. The transcript has 13 exons. NCBI's taxonomy places the organism in Eukaryota, Metazoa, Arthropoda, Insecta, Hemiptera, Aphididae.